Molecule: messenger RNA, 1554 nt
Organism: Hordeum vulgare subsp. vulgare (domesticated barley)
Lineage: Eukaryota; Viridiplantae; Streptophyta; Magnoliopsida; Poales; Poaceae
Product: tyrosine N-monooxygenase-like
Exons: 2
Coding region: 1-1554 (517 amino acids)
Molecular function (GO): heme binding; iron ion binding; monooxygenase activity
Source: RefSeq, a predicted model, not a curated record
AUGGCCUCCUGCUUACUGGUAUUCUUUUUCUUCCGAAGAAGAAGAGUGGUAUUAUCACAGCCACGCCAACUUCCGCCAGGGCCUGCGGCAUUGCCCUUGGUCGGCAACAUGCACCAGCUGAUUUGGAACAAGCCGGCAGUAUUCCGGUGGAUACAUCGUCUGCUGAAGGAGCUGGACACAGACAUCAUGUGCCUCCGUCUCGGGGUGACUCAUGUCAUUGCUGUGACAUGUCCUGAGAUAGCCUGCGAGGUAGUGCGAAAAAACGACAAAGUGUUGGCCUCCCGUCCCACCACCUUGGCCUCGGAAUCAUUCAGCCUCGGGUACAAGGGCACCAUUGUCACACCACACGGAGAGCAGUGGAGUAAGAUGAGGAAGAUCCUCACCUCUGAGGUCCUCGCACCAUCCAUGGAGGAAAAACUCCACCACAUCCGAAAGGAAGAGUAUGACCAUCUUGUAAGGUACAUCAACAACACUUGCACGUCUUGUCCAAGCAACUUAGUCGAUGUGCGCCAUGUCGCCCAGCACUUCUGUGGUAACAUGAUAAGAAGGCUUGUGUUGGGUAGGAGAUACUUCAACAGUGGUCCACUAGUAGCCUCAUCGACUAACGGGCCCGGACCUGAUGAGGUGGCACAUGUUGCUGCUCUUUUCACGCUCCUCAACUACCUCUAUAGCUUUUGUGUGUCAGACUACUUCCCGGUCCUGCAAGGACUGGAUUUGGAGGGCCAUGAGACAGCUUCCAAGAAUGUCAUGAAAACACUAAACCGGUUGCAUGAUCCCAUCAUACAGGAGAGGAUCCGUGAAAGGUCCACUCUUCACAAUGGCGGUCAAAAGAAAGAAGCCUGCAGGGACUUUUUGGACGUCCUGGUUUCUCUUGACGAUGCAAACGGACAACCGUUGCUCUCCGUAGAUGAAAUCAGGGCACAAAUAGUGGAAAUGAUGUAUGCAACAAUUGAUAACCCAUCAAAUGCUGUUGAGUGGGCGCUCGCUGAGAUGGCCAACAUGCCAGAGGUCAUGCAAAAAGCAACCGACGAACUCGACGCCGUCGUCGGCAAAGAUAGACUUGUCCAGGAGUUUGACAUUUCUCAGCUAAAUUAUCUGAAAGCAUGCAUCCGGGAGGCUUUUCGUAUACACCCAUACCAUGCUUUUAACCCACCUCAUGUUGCCAUGGCUGACACCAAUGUUGCUGGCUACACUAUCCCUAAGGGUAGCCAUGUCAUCUUAAGUAGGAUGGGACUUGGUCGGAACCCCAAGAUUUGGGACGAACCCCUCGAGUUUCGACCAAAUAGGCAUUUGAAUACCACGGACGUACUUCUCCAUGAGCCAGGACUACGUUUCAUUUCAUUUAGCAGUGGGAGGAGGGGUUGUCCUGGGAUUUCACUUGGCACAUCUGUGACGAUGAUGUUGUUCGCAAGGAUGUUACAGGGAUUCACCUGGACGAAGCCUCAUGGCGUUGAAAGUAUAUGCCUUGAAGAAUCCAGUUCCGGAGCCCUUGCCCUAGCUCAACCGCUUGUUUUGCAAGCUAAGCCAAGGUUGUCCGCACAUAUAUAUAUAUGA